This is a messenger RNA of Cavia porcellus (domestic guinea pig), 3477 nucleotides long. RefSeq names its product WD repeat domain 73 (gene Wdr73). Gene Ontology annotation, biological process: cytoplasmic microtubule organization. The transcript is spliced from 8 exons. The coding region runs from base 120 to 1226 and encodes 368 amino acids. Gene Ontology annotation, cellular component: spindle pole; cytosol. Gene Ontology annotation, molecular function: protein binding. NCBI's taxonomy places the organism in Eukaryota, Metazoa, Chordata, Mammalia, Rodentia, Caviidae. The record is from RefSeq and is a predicted model, not a curated record.
CAAAAACCCGGACCCCGCCAGACUCGCGCCCAAGGAGAGGCCACGCCCGGUCUCGCGAGAUUUUUUGCCCGCCCCAAAGGCUCACGGAAGGAAGUUGGGCACCGGAAGCGACAGUUGCCAUGGAGUCCGCGGAGGACUGGCUGGUGGAAUCCUUGCGCUUGUACCAGGAUUUCCAUGCAUUUGACCUCUCAGCAGCCACUCGAGUCCUGGAAUGGAUUGGUGACAAAGGAGUCUUUGUUGCUGGCUAUGAAAGCCUGAAAAAAAAUGAAAUUCUUCAUCUAAUGCUACCUCCUAGACUUUCUGUAAAGGAAAACCAGGGCUUAGUCCCAGAAAGAGAUUUCAAAGUGUGCCACGGGGGAUUCUCUGACAGAGCUGUCCUGGAGCUAAAGCACGUGCCGGACACCAGGUUGCUGGUGACUAGUGGCUUUCCAGGUUACCUGCAGGUGUGGCAGGUCGCAGAGGACAGCGAUGUCAUCAAAGCCAUCAGCACCGUCCCUGUACAAGAAGUGGGGAGUCUCUGGCCUAGGCUGGCUGUCUUCUCCUCAGUACCCAGAGUCCUUCACGGGGCGCGGCUCAGCAGCCUGCAGGCUGUGGAUCUGGAGUCGGGGGAGACCACGUACAGCUCAGGUGUCAGCGACAAUGAGGAGCUGAGCAGCCUGCAGGUCCUCGAUGGCCACACUGUUGCAUUUUGCUGUACCUCAGGCCGCCUGGGGCUGGUCGAUACCCGCCAACCAUGGGCACCUUUGGAGAACCCUGGCCAAGGUCCUGGCUCUGGUGGCCAGAGAUGGUGUGCGGAAGUGAGGGCUGCGGGCGAGGGCCCAGGGCCUUGCUUCUCCAGCCUGGGAGCAGAUGGGCAGCUCCGUCUCCUUGAUGUACGAGAUCUCCGCCACCCUGUGAGCUCGGUCCAGUGUGCAGUGUCUGCACCAAGCCCCAACCCAGAGCUGUUGAGAGUGACGUGGGCCCCACGCCUGGACAACUGCCUGGCUAUCUCAGGCUUUGAUGGGACAGUCCAGAUCUACGAUGUCACAUCUUGGGAGGGAACGAGGAGCCAAGUGGAGCCACUCUUCACCCACAGAGGUCACAUCUUCCUAGAGGAAGACGUGGACACUGCUCCACUGGUCACCACCCACACCUGGCACCCCUCCAAACCCAAGACUUUGUUAUCAGCAGCCAGCGACGCCUCUGUACAUGUGUGGGACUGGGUGGAUCCUCGUGCCACCUGCUGACACUAGACCUUGGGAGAGGAGUACAGAAUCGCAGGGCCACAGUUGUGGGUCACUGCUGCCAGCUGUGUGGCCUUGGGCAAGUAAGCCAGCCUCUCUCAGCCUGUUUUCCUGUCUGUACAGUGGAGGUAUUAAUGGAGCCAGUCAUGGUGGUUCAUGCCUGUAAUCCUAGCAUUUUGGAGGCUGAGGCAGGAAGAUUGCUGUGAGUUCAAGACCAGCCUGGGCUACAAAAUGAGUUCAAGGCCAGCCUGAACUGCACAGUGAGUUCCUGUCUCAAGAAAAACAAAUCAAUGAAGGUAGUAAUGACUUCCAGGGUUGUUGAGAAGAUGAGGAAUAAUAGAUUAAAGAAUGAUCGGGCCAAGUGGGGUUGGCCAUACCUGUAAUCCAGGCCACUCAGGAGGUUUAGGCCAGCCUGGGCACCGUAGUUAUUUAGCAAGACCUUGCCUCUAGGUUAAAUAAGUAAAGGGCUGGAGCUGGAGCUCAGUGGGAAGGCUGUAAGAACUGCCACAAGAGAGAGCGUUGUCAGGAGCUACUGUUAGAUCUGGGAGCCCUGGGCUCCCGCCCGCUGUACACUGGCAGUGUUUGGUCUCUGUCUUCUUCACAGUAUUACAGUGAUAGUCAGAAGAGGUCAGAACUAUAAAUGUGUUCCUCAAACGUUUUUACAGAAGAAAAAAUGUACAGGGGCCAAUAAACCUGACAAAAUAUCAACCCCGGUUGCAAUUAAGCAAGGAGCAGUAGUAAAGUCUGCCAGUGUGCCUCUCGGAGUGCCAGUGUGGUGCCUGUCACUCUCCACACCUGGCAGAACUUCCGUGAGGCCUGGUGCCAAGGGGCAGCAGUCUCUUCUAGCUAUAAGCUGGACCUGGUUCACUUGGACUAGAAGGCAGAUAACCAAGGCCCUGCUAAAUGACAACUAAAUUUUCCUAAUGUUGGUGGGCAUCGCUACAUACAAGCUUGUAAUCCCAGCGCUUGGGAGGCUGAGGCAGGAAGAUGAAUUUGAGACCAACCUGGGAAUUUUAACCAGUUCAAGUGAAGACAGUGAGACCCUGUCUCAAAAAAACAAAAAAGCCAGGCAUGGUGAUGCACGCUUCCCAGCACUUGGGAGUCCGAGGUACAAAGGCCACUGUGAUUUCAAGACCAGCCUGGGUUACAUAGUAAUUUCCAGGCCAGUCUGAACUACAAAGCCAUACCAUUUCAAAAAGAAUUUUAAAAAAAGGAACAGGAAAAAAAAUCCAUCUUGUGCAGUUACCAGUGACGCAAUGAGCAGCUUUUGUAUACGUGAGCAAUGUCUGCAUGAUGUUUCUAAAAAUAAAAUCACUGAGGCAGUUCAUGUGUGCAGUUUUGGUUUGAUAAACACUGCCAAGGUGCCCCCCAUACUGUGCCAGCUUCUGUUCCCAUUUGGUAAAGGGCCAGCCUCUGUCCCUGCCUCUCAUCGGCAGCCUUUGCCUGGCUGGUAAACACAGAUGGUUGCCGUAGCUUUAAGUUUACAUUUCUCUCACAUAUGAGGUUGAGACUCUUUGUAUAUUUGUAUAUUUAAGUCUGGGGGCACAUAUUGCUAAAGAGGUUAAUGGGAGGACGGGAGCCAGCCUAGGAGCUCGGGCAGAGCUCGUGGCCUCUGUCUCCUGGAGGGUAGAAGCCUGAGGGACAUCUUCAGAACUUCAUAUGCAUUUCCCUCUGCAGCGGCCGGAGCAGUAGUUAAAGGGUGUGUGCAUCUUGCUGCCAUGUGCAGUCCCUCACUGUAGCGUUUAUUAAAGGGUUCUAAGGAAUUCUGCUUUUGAAAUUACUUGAUUACUAGUCCACAACAACAUUAGUGGGUGUGGAUGUUUGUUUAUUCAUUCACUUAUUUGACACUGGAGAGUGAACCCAGGGCCUUCACACCGCUGUGCACCCAACCUUUUCUUUUUCUUCUUUUUUGAGACAAAUUCUAAGUUGCUGUUACAGCUUGUGUCUAGAAGUUCCCCAAAGCCUCAUGUGGUCAAAGGGCUUUUUCAGAGAUGGCUGAAUCUAGAUUGUGAUGCUGGGAUUAAGGGUGGGUGAUUACUAAAUCAGUCCACUGAUUGGUUGGCCACUGCCCUCGGUCCAGUAGCCUAGAUGAGUAUAAAAGGGGUAGAAAGAAGCUGCUACGGUCCCUUGCUUGCUUUUCCACCUUCUGCCUACCAUGGACUAUUUGUCUGCCACGCCACUCUGCCUUGGAGACAGCUGACAAUAGACUGAAACCUCUACAAACUGUGAGCUCAAUAAACCUUUCCUCCUUUAA